Messenger RNA from Seminavis robusta, 1827 nucleotides. Lineage: Eukaryota; Bacillariophyta; Bacillariophyceae; Naviculales; Naviculaceae. The record is from the annotation of a GenBank genome assembly.
AUGGAGGGGACACCAAGACGAUCCAAGCGAAGCAGUACUGCUUCUUUGCCCCCACGGACACCAACCAACCAAUCGUCGAAGAAAGAAAGCAGCAAAGCAUCCACAGGGCGAAAGGGACCACGGACGAGGAGCAAGGGAGGGGAAACAAGCGACGCUGACUCCCAAGCGUCAAGAGCUAGUGCUGGAUCUCGUGGGAGCGGGUCGACUGGAACGAGGACAAGGCUGCCUCUUUGGAUUGAGAAACAACUAGCCGAAGACAUUGAGAGUGAAGGAGGUAUCCUUGGAUUUGACGCAAACAAGGCACAAGGACUGUCGGAGCUUUGCGAUUAUCGAACCGAAGAUCUGAACCAACCAGAAUUCUACGGUACUCGAGGAUCUGACCAACGAAGAAAGAUUUCCCAAAAGGUCACGAGGUGGAAGAAGGCUGAUCCAGCGAAGUAUCUGGAAAGGCUUGCUGUGUUGGGUGUCACUCCAUCCAAGCUGCGCAAGGGCAAGAAUAAAGGAAGCCGAAAGAAAGGGUUGGUGCCUCAACACAAGAAGAAGGAUCGUGUGCCUGAAACGAUCGAAGCAAAGACGGUAGACGACGAUAUUUCUUUGGACGAUCUGUCCCAAGACUUAUCUCUAUUAUCCAUUGAGGAAGAGGUAGAACCUUCAAUAAAAGAGCCUGCCGCAAGAAAGCAAGAAGAAAGCAAGAAGCCCCCAACAAACGAUAGCACUCCAAAGAGCCGAAACAAGUCCAAGAAAUCUACUCCACUCAAAACAACAGCAGCAAAGAAACAAAUCAAAAUGUCAAACAGUUUUGGGUCCGAUGUUACGCGCACCAUCCACAUCGAUCUCUCAUCCCCGGGAGAUCAAGGCGAGGGUGUGUUUGUCUUCAAGAUUUCAGCAUUUGAGCAUGUCCUCCCAGCUGGGUUUCGUUUGGAUGCAACCGAAUAUGGAGCCCGUCAAGCAAACGUUCAAAUCAAGACUGGCCACAAGGCAGCUCUUACGGCCUAUGGGCGAUUGCCUCCACAGGAUGUGUACCAAAAGUUUUGCUUGCAAUUCAGUGAUAAUGUGAAGCUUACCGAAGCGCCGUUUGGGGUGACUGGCUCUGCUGGAGAGCAAGUCGACACCGCUGCGAUGAAGGUGAUUUUGUAUCGCAAGGGAACGGGAAAGAAGGAUAAAAGCAAUCAAGAUGUGCUGGACUUGCACACUCGAAUCACUUUUGUGUUUGCUGAUUUGGCCAAGAAAACUGUUUUGGAUGGUGCCACAAAGCGCGGUUCGAAGGCAGUCGAUGAUGCAUUUGGAGGCAACAGUCUCUUUCCUGCAGCACCAACCGGAAUUCUCGUGGCACCAGUUCUCAUGGCACCAGUUCCAGUUCCAGCACCACAACUACUUCCAGCAGCAGCACCAGCACCAGCAGCAUCCAUGGGGCUACUGUCGCAAGCUGUAUCGAUGGCCGGAUCACUUGUUGGGCGUACCGGCAAGAAGACUGAAUCCGAGGAUAUCGAGGCUACUCAGAAAGCAAUGUUUAAAAAGACCGCUGAUAGUGAGAACAGAAUGACAGUUUCGGAGAAGGGACGAGUAAGUGCAAGAAAGCAAGCACUUGCAAAGGCAAGGUCAGAGCAGGAUGGAACAGAACAAAUGAUUGACACAUUGAUGGAGGAAUUCGAUGGUGAUGUCGCGGAACGCAGAGCUCUUGGUCUUGUGGAGGAACUCAGCUCUUCUGAUCAGCAGGACGUAUCUGCUUUGCCACCACUGCCAGAUGACGUUGAUGCGGAUCUGGAUGGUCUAUUUUCUAGUGAAUCUGAGGACGAGUAUUUGGAUUAUGAUGAUGAUGGGGUGUGA